AUGGAAUACCAUCGAAAAUGCAGAAAUACUUCGUCAGUGUCAGGAACAUCAUGCGGAAAUCAUGAACUAUAUGCACUCAGAAUCCCUCUUGAUAGAGCCUCCACAUGGUACUGGUGGCCCCGAAACACAGACGAGAUAAGACUGGACUUCCCUCGAGACUUGGGUGAAGUGUCUCUGAGUAUCAAACAGGCCAAGAAGGGACAGUGGCACGAUUUCACGGUUGUAGAGAGCGGAGGGAGCGAAGAUGAAGCGAAAAAUACAACCUGCACGAUUAGCAGUCGUAGUUGGGCCCUGGUUCUACACUGCACAAAGAAGAUUAACAGAGACAGUGACCUGCACAUAAAGACUUUCAGCGCAGGGGAGUCGAGAACUAGCUUCUGGGCGCCCAAGUGUUCACCAAAGGCCCCGACUGUGGAGAUUACGGAAACUUCAAAAUCGAUGGUGGAAUUACCUGCUGAAACCGCACAUCUCCUGCUGGCGAGUCUUGGACUUCUCGGCGCCUGCCUCAGCCUGGGAAUCGUGAGCGUGUACAUCCUGGCCAUGUGGUCUAAAGAGAAGAUUUUUUAAGUACGG
Molecule: messenger RNA, 573 nt
Organism: Penaeus monodon (black tiger shrimp)
Lineage: Eukaryota; Metazoa; Arthropoda; Malacostraca; Decapoda; Penaeidae
Exons: 5
Coding region: 1-567 (188 amino acids)
Source: RefSeq, a predicted model, not a curated record